Messenger RNA from Wyeomyia smithii (pitcher-plant mosquito), 1339 nucleotides. RefSeq names its product zinc finger protein 3 homolog. The record is from RefSeq and is a predicted model, not a curated record. The transcript is spliced from 2 exons. Gene Ontology annotation, molecular function: DNA-binding transcription factor activity, RNA polymerase II-specific; sequence-specific DNA binding; zinc ion binding. Lineage: Eukaryota; Metazoa; Arthropoda; Insecta; Diptera; Culicidae. Bases 109 to 1248 code for a protein of 379 amino acids. Gene Ontology annotation, biological process: regulation of transcription by RNA polymerase II. Gene Ontology annotation, cellular component: nucleus.
AAGUACAUAAGUAAACAACGUUCUGUCUGAUCAAUUUUCUUGUGCGUCUGUAAUUUUAAUUUGCUGUUCUCUAUUUCGUUUUGUCCUACAAAUUGUGGAUUACCCAUUAUGGAAACGGACGGACCGUUGCAGGAAUCCAAUUCCGCAUCGGAAUUACAGGAUGACGUACCAAGUGACAAUCCGGAGGGCUACUGUCGACUGUGCUUUUCAGAACAGAACAUUGUUUCGCUGUUCCCUCCGGAUGGAAAUUAUGUACGCGAGGUGACGGAGAAAAUUCGUUACUGUGCUGGUGUUAAGAUUACAGUUCGUGAUGACUUCCCUGCAGGCAUCUGUACCGCUUGCGUGGCAUUCAUGGACGAAGUCUACCAAUUUCAGAGACGAAGCAAACACUGCGAUGAAAUUAUACGGUCCAAGAGAAAUUUGCUGGAGCAAAUUCAAGUCAAAGUAGAACUAAGGGAAGACGAAGGCAUUGCUGGUGUAUCCCGUUUUCCUGCAGCGGAGUCCGCUGCUUCCCAAGAGGAACGAGAGGAAUUUGCCGCAGGAGAUUGCCUCUCUGAAAGCAGUAUUAUAGCGGAUGCCAUAACAAGUUUAAACGGAAUAGGGGAAUUGAUGGGAACUUUUCAGGGCGGAUUAGACCAGCAAGUGUUUCCAAAAAUGGAACCGUCGGUAGCGGCCAACGCUAACAAGGAACACCGUUGUAUGGUUUGCGGUCAAACGUUUCCCGAUAGGGAAUCCUGGAUGGUUCACCUGGGAGAUCAUGCCGAAGAGCGACCCUAUCAGUGUCUUGAAUGCUUGGCACAAUUUCGUGAAAAACGAUCAUUAGCCCGACAUAUGAAGGCAGUGCAUGAAGAAAUCCGUGACCGUAAGUGUCCCUACUGUCCGAAAUCAUUCAAGUACAGUCACCAUCUGAGAUACCACAUUCGUACGCAUACUGGCGAACGUCCGUACGUUUGCGAACUGUGCAACGACAGUUUUUCGCAGCAUAUUCAGUGGAAGCGGCACCAGGCGAAGCACCAGCGGCAACCGGAUCAAAUUGCAUUGAUGCAGUCUGCUGGCGGGGUCGGUAGCGGUGCCAGCGGUGGAAUCAUAACCGAAGACUCGUCUAUCAAGUGCGAGUUCUGUCCGCGAGUGUUUUCCAGACUGCAGGACUACCGGCGGCACGCACCGAGUCACAAUGCAGAAAACUUGAAUCUGGAUAGCCUGGCCGAACAUCAGCUAGUGACACUGCAAACGAUGCAUCAGCGUUAGAGAUCACACACUGUUGUCAUUGUGUAAUACUGAUUAUGUACCCAUUUUUGUGCAUUAUGGAUUAAAUGAAAGAUCAACUCUGGACACGGUA